Lotus japonicus is the source of this 1434-nucleotide messenger RNA. RefSeq lists its product as uncharacterized. The transcript has 6 exons. Bases 139 to 1212 code for a protein of 357 amino acids. NCBI's taxonomy places the organism in Eukaryota, Viridiplantae, Streptophyta, Magnoliopsida, Fabales, Fabaceae. The record is from RefSeq and is a predicted model, not a curated record.
GUUCACCCCCUCCAACCCAGUAACGGUCACAUUUGCACCCUUCACAACUAUCCCACACCCGCUCACUCACUCUCUCUCUCUUACCCACCACGCCCAUUUCACUCUCUCUCUCUCUCUCUCUGGUGUGAAUGAUCAUCAAUGGAACCCGCGAAAAUCGAUUGGAAGAGAGUGGAGUGGAAUUUCGUGGAAGACGAACUCUACGAGCACAUCAACGCACCCAAAUGGGUUGACUUCUUGUCCCCUGACCACGACAAAGAUGAUGAAGCCUGGUUCUGCAAACCUGAUUGUAAACAUCCCAAGACAGCAGAAGAUUUUCUCAGAUCACCAAGUCCUUUCAAGAAGUCUAAAAGUCCAGCUUAUGGUUUGGAAAAUUCUCCAUUUGGUGACCAAAAUAGAAGGUACUACUUAGAUGGGAGAAUCAAGAGAAGGGUGCCGGCCUUAUCAUCGGCUUCUCCUCCUGAUGAUAACUUCAGAUUCAACCUAGAUAGCGAAAACCAAGACCCGAAUAUGUGUACUCCUUCAAUUCAACCCACCAAGACCAAGACCAUGAAGGCUGCAAUCAAGUCAAGUGAAGAGAAGAGGAAGCUAUUUGAUGAUGCAAUCGAGGACAGUAAGGUGCCUCCGUUGAGAUCAGUUCUCUCCACGAAGAAUUUGUUUGCCCCGCGGCCUAUUCUGAAUCACAUCACAGAAUUCUAUAAUGAGCUGAAGAAAUUGACCCUGAGAGCCAGAGAGAGAGAAGAUGCUGAAAAUUUGAGCACCACAGGGAGUGAAAGCGUUGUGCAGGAGAAGACUCCAUUAUGUCCUUUUCAACCUUUGGGAAAGUCUGAUAUAAGAGAGAAAGAAAGGAAGCCACUGGUUGAAGUGAAGCAGCAGAGGAAGAAAAGACCUGACGAGGCAGAAAACAGGCCUAUAACUCUUGACCUGGAGUGUAUAAAAAACAAGAGGGAGGAGAACUUACAACAAAUUCGAGUAAAUCCUCCCUCUCCUCAGUGCUUCUCUGCUGCUCAUGGACUCAAUAAAACUACUCCUUCAACGACUUUGAAAUCCCGGCUAAUGGAGAAAGGAAUACUUAAAGAGGUUGAGCCAAACAAGGAAAUCGCAAAGGAGUCAUCACCUUCAUACAACUGCAGAAGCAUUGCAGUAAUUGAUGAAAGAGAAACAAAGACCUUGGACAUGUUUUGGUUCUUAAAGCCUUGCACACUGUCAAGCUGAACCUGGUGCAAAGUGAUUAUAGAUUCAUUCUUUCAUUUGUUUUCUAUGUUAUGCUGUCCUCAUAAAGCAAAACUAUUUUUUUUUAAGAUUGAAAUCAUUCUUUAUCAUUGUAGCAAUUCUUUAUUCUUUCAUGCUUCCAUAUCCUUGUACCAUUGAUGUAAGAAUCUGAAACUGAUGAUUCAAUGUUCGAUCCGCAUCCUCUUGAACUUUUACAGCAUAUAA